This is a messenger RNA of Penicillium odoratum, 246 nucleotides long. RefSeq lists its product as uncharacterized. The transcript has 2 exons. The record is from RefSeq and is a predicted model, not a curated record. NCBI's taxonomy places the organism in Eukaryota, Fungi, Ascomycota, Eurotiomycetes, Eurotiales, Aspergillaceae. The coding region runs from base 1 to 246 and encodes 81 amino acids.
AUGGACAUGACUAACCCAAACCAUUUUGCCAGUCUCAAGAGUGCUCGAGGCAUGAUCCAGCAAGAAAAAUACGGUAGCAUACGUCUCGAAACUGGUGCAACCAACUCGUUGCAGCCUCCACUACCCAACUUGAAACUCGACUGGCAGAAGAGACGAGUGGACUUAUACACGGAGGCUGUCAAGAUUGGAGGCUGUCAAGAUUUGGAGGGCUAUGGGCUAAAGAUCGGAGGGGGGUCAGCGCCGUGA